CACACAAUCUUAUAAUUGAUCAUUUCUUGAUUGCUAAAUUAUAGUAUCUUGAUCUAUUAGCUGUAAUUUUAAGACCAUUUGUGUUAAUUUAUUUCUACUUGUAAAAAUCUGCAUUUGUAUGCCUCUCUCUCUCUCUCUCAUGUACACAAACUAUCGUCUGUUCUUGAUAUUAAGAUCUAUCUAUUUCAAAUUUGGCCCUUCAUUCAGACAUUCAAAUGGGAAUAAGUCUGCUGCAUGGAUUUGUAAUUUGAUUCAGACACUUCUUACAUCUUUGGUUGCAUUUUUCUCAUCUUAAAAAUGACUACAGGGUUGAAGAAUCAUAACACAUCAUCCCAUGCUUUAUAAUUUUUCAAAACUAUGCUGUCAUGUUUUUCUUUUUAGCUGAUCUGUUAAUGUCAGCAGGCUAAUGGUGCAAAUUGAAGAAGUUUGAAUAUAAAAUAAAAUAGGCUUGUAGAUGUUUUCAAGAUUUUAGUCAUUGCAUUGAGAUUAUUUUUUUUUCUGUUUUUUUCUCGAUCAGGUUUUGUACUCAUGUUCACACUGGGUGAAUAACAAUAUUUUUUGAAGGGAAUGUGCCAUAUAAUUCAUAUCUUUUGAUUUAUGGAUAUGCUUUCACUGGGAUUAUUGGCAGCAUUAAUGUAAUAUAAAUAAUCUUUUCAUCUGAAUUUAAUUUCAAUCUUUUCUUAUAAUUACUUGGGAGGAAUGAUGUCAAAUGCCUAUAAUCGAAUGCCUCCAAGUCAAUGAUACCCCCAAAUUAGGUUUUACCAACAGAUUAAUGUUGAGAUCCAUUUGACUUGUAAUAUAAAUCAUCUUAACUUGUGCUGAACUUUAAACACUUAGCGUGGGUCAUAUUAUUUACUUCUGGUUUACUCUAUCUAAGACUGAUUUAAGUGGAUAUCUUCUAUGGCUAGGAGCCUAGGACUACUACUAUAAAUGUCAAAGAUUUCAGAGAAAGUGUAAUCCUUGGAUGCCUAGACAAAUGUCGCAAAAGGAUGGUAUUGAAAUCUGGUGAAAGAGAUUUGGAUAUUUGUCCAGUGAAAAACAUGGAAGCUCGGAUGAAAGAAGAUAUAAUAGCUGAGGUAACACAAUCUGGUGGUCGAAUGCUAUUGCAUCAUGAAGAACUUAAUCCAGUGUCGAAGCAUUCCAGUGUAGAAGGGUACUGGGAGAACAUUUUAUUAGAUGAUGUGAAGACACCUGCAGAAGUACAUGCCUCUCUGAAAGCUGAAGGCUACAAUAUUGAAUACAAGAGGAUACCGCUAACACGAGAAAGAGAAGCCUUAUUGACAGAUAUUGACGCAAUCCACUCCUGUCAAGAUGAGUAUGUAUCAUGUAUCAGACAGCUAGCAACUAUUAUCUGUUUUACGAUCUGGAGGUUGCUAUCUUUUUGUGUCACACACUGGUUAUGGGUGAGCUGCUGAGGCAAGAGCCAU
Magnolia sinica is the source of this 1427-nucleotide messenger RNA. RefSeq lists its product as uncharacterized. The coding region runs from base 990 to 1415 and encodes 141 amino acids. The record is from RefSeq and is a predicted model, not a curated record. NCBI's taxonomy places the organism in Eukaryota, Viridiplantae, Streptophyta, Magnoliopsida, Magnoliales, Magnoliaceae. The transcript has 3 exons.